Moneuplotes crassus is the source of this 1294-nucleotide messenger RNA. The record is from the annotation of a GenBank genome assembly. Lineage: Eukaryota; Ciliophora; Spirotrichea; Euplotida; Euplotidae.
AUUUAAGCAUUAUGACCGAGGCUAACUCUAGGAGUUAUUAUUUCAAGUUUAGAGCACAUACUGCUGACGAUGUUCAAGCCAGACAAAGCCAUAUUAAUAAUGAUGAGACUUCAAAUCAAAAUCCUAGUAAGGGACUUCUUACUCCUGCCUUUAUCCCUGUAAUCGACCCACUCAAAACCCCACCUGACUGACCCAACUUCUCUUCCUUCCAGCCAGAGAGCAAGAUUAAAAUCUCAGAAAUGUACAGAGACGAGGAUAAUUUAGGACUGGGGCGGAAAUAAAGGGAUUUGUGCGAGGCUCGUUGUUCCCAAAUUCAGCCAGAAGAGUCUUCACAGAAUGUACAAUGAAAGUUUUGAGUUGAAUUCUUCAGAGAAUAUGCACAAAGAGUUCAAUCCUCAUAACUACUUCGCUCUCAAGUACCAAGAAAUCAAGAAGAAUUUUAAGAAUUUGGACUUCAAGCUUAAGCGGAGGAACAAUAGACUGGGCUUGGGUAAUAUUAGAGCACCUGAAGAGGGAAUGACAAGAGAUUUUAAUAAAAAAUUAGGGCAUCGGAAACAAUUUUUGGACCAAAAUGGGCACAUGAGUGUCAGGAAUAGCUUGGCGCAGAGGAAGACACAGGGAAGUAAUAUGAGGAGGAUCAUGCACAGAGAUCAGUCAGAUAUGCCCUCUCGAGAUUUUUAUAAGUAUACUGUAUCUAGAUCGAAGAAACAAGGUAGUUUUUGGAACAAAGCUCAAAAACAAAACAUUCUCCCUAAAGUUUCAGUUGAUAAAACUAGUGAAGACCAGAAAGAGCCAAAGGAGGAUUUCAGGAACAUUAAAAAUACUCUUGAUAAACAUCACAGAAAUUAUAAAGGAUCAAAUAAGGCCUCAUAUUUGGGAAGAAAAUUUAAUAACCUGGAAAAACGACUAGGACAUCUCUUAACCAAUCCUGGGCUUAACUCAAGUUUUGAGCCAAAGGACAGUAAAUAGUAUUGUCUCUUUGAAUACAGACAAAAAGAAGGAUAAAGCUAAGGAUGACGGGAUUUAUUCCAGAAAUAAGGCACCGAUUCAGAGGCUUAACACCUUAUCAAAUUCAAAGAAAGGUACAUCAAAGAUCAAGCGUAAAGUGAGGUUCAACAAGAACGAAAAUUAUAAGUUGUUAGAAUCUGAUGAUUUUGAGAAGGUCUCUAAUCAGAAAAUCUCCAUCCUUAAGAACACAAAGUCUGAGGUGUCAACAGGAAAUUUCUUCAAACCUCAUGAAAGUAAAGCUUCCAAGAUUGAGCAAGUUCGUGUACCUUGAAUGAAUACUGACCUC